Molecule: messenger RNA, 1198 nt
Organism: Tuber aestivum (summer truffle)
Lineage: Eukaryota; Fungi; Ascomycota; Pezizomycetes; Pezizales; Tuberaceae
Source: the annotation of a GenBank genome assembly
CAACGAAAAAUGAGAAUCACAGCAUUGGCAGCAAUCGGCCUGGCGCUCCUUCCGAGGGCCCUCGCAAAUAACCCCCUGGAAGACGCCUUCGUGCAGAACGACGUUUCCAACAACGGUGGUUACGAGGUCGCCUUCGCCAGUCGACCGUGAGCCAUCCCCCCCCCUCUCCCACUCUCAUCAGAUAUGGACAUGCGUAUUAACGGGAAUACCUCCAGCUUGUGGCACUUUGGCAGGUCUGGAGGAAACAACCCGUGCUAUCCCUCGGCCGCCUUGAUCGACGGCAAGCAGCAUGGGACGAACCCCGACACCUUCCCACACGCGGGGACUGGGUGUCCGGAUCCGGGCCCGGGAGGUGGGACGGGAACCGCUUUCCCCACAUACUUUACUGUCGGGUUUUGCGGUGGGGAUGAACUGAGGGUGGGUUUGGUCCUCUUCGGGAUGGGAUUGUGAUUGUGGAGUGGGUGGUUAAUCCUUGAGGACAGGUCACAUACAACAUAUACUUCUCACACGACGGGUUCAGUAACGGAGUCAUUGCUAAGGGACAUAGUAUGCCCCCCCCCCCCCCCCCGCUGCUCCCCCUCCUCCUUUUGGUCGAGUAAUUUGUUCUGAACUGCUCAAACAUAGUGCAUGACUGGGAACGCAUCAUCGUGAUCUGGCGCCGUGAGAACGGCCAAUGGUCCCGAAAGGAGCUCCUCAAGAGUUUCCAUACCGGGUAACCCCCCGUGCUCCCAAUUAGGCUCCAGUCCUUACUACAGGAAAACAUUCUAACAGGGGAUAUGAUAGUUACAUGCAUGACAAUUGGAACGCGGUCCAGAACACAAUCGAGUACAACAAUCCGGAUGAGCAGGAUGGGAAGGAUAAAGACGGUGCAAAGAUCUACGUCGGCUGGGGAAAGCACGCCAUGUUCGCCCAGCGGAACACUGGUUGGAACGAUGAGGCUUCUCAGGGCUGUGGUAGGGAGUUCAGGUCUGGGCGGGAUUGGUGGUAUGAUUCCCUCCCGUUUGCUAUCAUUAUCCGGUUACAUGCUGAACUGUUCUCCAGGUACCUCCCCACUAGAUCUGACAUGAUUAACGCUGCACCCGGAAGCACCGACGGGGACACUUUGAGCACCUUCGAUUGGGGAUCUGCCGAUUCUGGCCCUUGGGUCAUUGCGCCUAAGGUUUGUGAUGCUAAGGAGGGCGGUUUCACCGCUUGUUAG